GUAGAGCAGAUGUAAAGGUCUCACUCGUUUUCCUACCGCUGCUCCUAUUUCUUAUGUUCUCAAGCUGCAAUUAACCUUGCCCUAUGUAGCUCACGGUUGCACUGCUACUGCGCGGGGAUGUACGAAGGCACGUCCGGCUUGCACCGGAAGUGGAAUUAGAAUCCCUCCCAUCUCGCUGCCGCCGUUCUCGGAAACUGGUUAGAACGGGUGGUUUUGUUUGGAGUGGAAACGUUGAAAGUGCCACUUUAUCGCAGUUGGCGGCAGUUUAGCUCGACUGGGUCGGGCUGCUGCUGCCUUUUCCCUUGAUGCUGUGAGUGGAGCGGUCGCUUGAAGCUGAGGUGAGGACGGUCCCGUGACAUUCGGAAAAUCAAACCACCUAACUGAAUCCAAACAGAGGGGGUAGAGGGAAGCUCGCGCAUCAAUCUAAACUGACAGGAGGAACGGCCAGUCACAGCGGGAUAUUUACCUCAUGCCUAGACCUGCAGCCAAUCAGAAACUGGGAGGUGGGUGCUGUUUCUGAAGGGGCGUUUCCCUUUCACCCACCAUUGUAAAUAUCCCAAUUGCCAAAGGACUAGCAUUUGUUUUCAACAUGUUUUUAAAAGCUGAAUGUGUAAAUCUCCUGACAUUAGAUCAGAGAAUAUGAAUCGUUUUGAUUUUGCCGAAAGGUUACUGUAAGUUCUUCUCAAUUGCAAAUAAAUAAGAUUCUUAUGUCUACAUUUAUCACAAAACUGCAGACUUGGCAUGGUAAUUAUACCUCCUCACCAGAGGUGGGGCUACAGUUCCUCCACUGCAAGCGGAUGUACUCUCAGCUCAAAUUUGCAUCAUCAGCGUUCACUAUAAAGGUUAGAGGAGGUGGAAGGGUGGGAGACGCCACUCUUAUGCUCUCACUCCCAGUCUCCUCUUCCGCCGCCGCCAAAAAAUGAAGGCCCUGAAGCACUAACUGUGAAGAUGGAAAAAAACAUGACUGCCAGUGACUUGAGUUUCUACUGCAAUGGAGAGGAAAGAUCCCCAUGCUAGGUGCAAGGAUCUGCAGUGGUCAGAAAGAAACACAACCCAUGGAUAUGUGAAGGAAGAGCAGCAGUUGUCCCAUUGCAGCCAUUCCCAGUUUGAUCAGAUACAACAGCCGGGUGCCAGUCACCUCUGUGAUGAUAAAACAACUGACUGUCCAAACUACUCUUACGGUGCCCGGUGCGAUGGUGCUGACUCAAGUCGAUAUAUUUCAGAACAUGUCUGUACUGCUCAUGGUAAUAUGACCUGGCAAAGGACGAGUCAUCAAACAUUAAGAAAUACUGAUAGAGGGAUCAGUACGCCAGUUACCUUGACGGAUUGGACAUUUGGUGAUGUAAACUGUUUUGAUUAUAAAAGACCAUCUUCAGAUCAACUUUCAGAUGAAGAGUUGAGGACGGUGGAUAUGGAAGGGUUGAGCUUCCCAUGUGGACAUCUGGAUUUUACAGGGCAGAUGCCAUCUUUUUAUUGUUCUGGCAUGUCAGGUGAUGGGUGUAACCUUCAAAACAGAAAGACGGAUUUGGCCAGCAGUGAGAAGCCAUACUGUCUCUCUGAUAGUGUAACUGAUUGUGAAAAUGUAUCUGAGAAGGAUUCACGAGAAAAUGGGUGUGUGCCCUCCAUUCAUGAGGGGGAGAUUUCUGCCUGCACUCACAUGUUUUUAGAAGGCUGCUUUCAAUCAGGCAGCUACGGAGACCACAACUUCCCUUUCAAGACAGAUGACAAUCUGUCUUUCCUCGAUAACUUAGAUUGUAUCCGUUCUGCUAAUACUUCUCAAGAAGAUGGAAUAGAUGAAUGUGACGAAUGCAACGAAGAUGAAGGCAUGGAUGAAAACCCAGUAAAAACUGUGGACGAUAAUAGCUAUCCUGUGAAGUUUAGCAGCAGGAAAAGCAGCAAACGCCAGAGAAACAAAUCGGCAACAAAAGAUAACUCUUCAAACAUCUAUGAUAAGGACAAUGCAAGGGAGCACUUGAAGAAGAAUGGCAAGUCUUCAACUGCUAAUAAACAGAGGCACACGAAGGCUGAGAGGAAACGACAGCAUGCUGACAACCGAGACAAAUUAAAGAGUGGAGUGCAAAAACAAACUCAGGAGCUGCUUUGGAAAUGUGUAACCUAUAUAAAAAUUCUAAUGGAUGUUAUUCUUUUUGUGACUCACAAGUGUGGAGAAUAUGUGGAGAUAGGAGGCAAACUUGUGUAUUCAUGUUGCCAGAUACAAAAAGAAGAUUUUAUUUCCUUAAAGGGCAAUGCAAGGACCUCAUGUAUGUGGCUUCUUAAGCAGGCAAAAUCAAUGUCAGAGAAGCUUAAAUGGUUUUGUUUUUCCUCAAUGAAGAUGACUAUAAAGAUUUUAAAAAUGCUGCUUGCUCUGCUUUUUCUCGUACUAAUGUUAUUUAUAGGAUGUUUACGACUCUGCUACAAAUGUGGAAAAUCUGGGAUUUCCAAUAUAUUUCGGAGGUUGCCCAUAUGGGGCAAAGAAGGCUUUCCCCAUUUCCCAGCUGUUCGCUUUCUGCACAGCUCGUGCUCAUCUAUAGCAGAAUCUAGGACUUGGAAUUAUUUGAAAAGACUAUGGGAAAAAUUGAAAAUGCGAUCCUGGCUAACUGGUAAAUGGCGGACUGCAGGCCAGUCUCCAGUUCUAUCUCCGUCCCCCCAGUCACCUAGUGCUAAUAGAUACCAGCCAGACCACGAGGUGGACAGGCUACUGGCAAUGGCCGAUAUACCAGAAGAGGAUCUGGAUCCUUUUAAAGUUCUGGGCGUGGAGGUAAUGGCCACUGAUGCCGAGCUAAAAAAGGCUUAUCGGCAGUUGGCCGUACUGGUUCAUCCUGACAAAAACCAACACCCACAAUCAGAAGAAGCCUUUAAAGUGGUGCGAGCGGCGUGGGAUAUUGUGAGCAAUCCUGAGAGAAGGAAGGAAUAUGAAAUCAAACGGGCUGCAGAGAGUGAGUUACAUCGGUCCAUGAAUGAGUUUCUCACCAAACUCCAGGAUGACCUAAAGGAAGCCAUGAACACUAUGAUGUGCAGUAAAUGUGAAGGAAAACACAAGAGAUUUGAGAUGGAUCGUGACCCACAGGCAGCUCGAUACUGUGCAGAGUGUAACACAAGGCACUCUGUGGAGGAUGGGGACUUCUGGGCAGAGUCAAGCAUGUUGGGAUUAAAAAUCACUUACUUUGCCAUGAUGAGUGGCAAAGUCUAUGACAUCACAGAGUGGGCUGGGUGUCAGAGGGUUGGAAUAUCUCCUGAUAUACAUAAUGUUCCUUACCAUAUAUCCUUUGCUACACGAACUUCUGGAAACAGUGGUCGACAUAGAGCUAGUUCCGAGAACGGCCCAAGUCCUCCCACUGACCUCCAAGAUUUCUUCAGCAAGAUUUUCCGGGGUGCUGGAUCUCAAACAGUGAAUGGGAGCUUCUUUAGCCCUCCGCAGCCAAGGCCUAAUAGUCAGCCCAAAGCAGAGGCUGCACAAAGAACCGAAACAAAGCAAAAGCGCAGGAAGAAGGUGCGACGAACAUUCCCACGCUGAGCCUUAAAAGUGCAAAAACAAACCUCAGCGAUCACCUCAGUCAGCUUAAUGGCAACCUGACUGAAGGACAACCAUGAUUCUAGAGUAGAGCAAAGGCAAAUAAAAGCCCUCUUUUAUUGAAUUGUAUGAAUACAUUUGGACUGUACCUUGUUUUUAACAUUUUAAUUUGAAUGUACAAUAGCAACUAAGGUGAUCUUGAGGACUUUACUUUUUAACUUGAAUUAAAUAGCAACAAAUUAAUUUCUGGUUUCAACAGAAUGAAUAUAACCCAAUAGGUGACUUCUUAAAAAUGCUUUAUUCACUUCAAAUGUUAUUUUUUCCUUUUGGGGGAGGUGGAGGGUGGUUCUGGUGGUCUCUAACUUCUCCUGAGUUCUUAAGUUCUCCUAAUCAUUUUUAAUGGGGAAAAUUCUGCACUGCAGAAAGAAUGGAGUAAAACAGUACGUUUGUCUGAUGGCCUAAUUUCCACCAGAAGACAGAGCACUUUUACACACAAAGGAAGAGACUAGAAAAUAAUUCGUUAAGAGUGUAAAAUUGAGCACAUUUAUUGUGGUUUGGGAGAUCAGAUACAAAAGAAAUUGUAAGUUUUAAAAAUUUACUGUGCUGCAGAAAUCAUACACAAUCUUAUAAACAGAAAAUAAGAACCUUUGGUUAAUAACUUUACCAUAAAAAGAAAGAUUGACUUGUGCUCCUUUUUAGUCCUUUGCUGGCUGUGUACCCUACCUUUAACAUCUUGCCUUUCAUUCUCUUCUCACGCCUGUUCUGUGUACCUCAAUCUUCUACAAAGAUAAUAUUGUCUUACACGGUAAUGAAACACAUACUGAUCAGUAACAAGAGUAAUAUGUUUUAUGGAUGUGUAUAGAAAUCUUUCUAUAAUUGGAACACCAUGAGUAUGAAAUGCCUUGCAACACAAAUGAGAUACUCAAUAUUAACACUGGCUUUAAUUCAGUCCAGGAAUACAAAGUAAUCUUAGCAUCAUCUGUGUUCAUAGCUCCACGGCUGGGACUGACGUGGACAUUUAUAGGUAAAAUUUCAAUUCCGCACUGUAAACCUUUAUCAGUACUUGAAGAUUUAACCACCUUUCUCUGGGAAUCAAGCCAAAAAUUCUCUAAUUAACAGUGAGAGGUGUUAAAAGCUUGUGAAAUUUUACAAAAGGUGCCCACCUAUAAAAUGACUAGUGUUUGGCAAACAAAGUCUAUGAACCACAUACAACAUCCUAUCAGUUCCCAGUCAGUAGAACAUUUGAUUUAAAUGCAUGCUUACUGUUCACCUUUCUGGCACUGCUUAAACGAGGGACAGGACUGGGAUUGAAGAAGACAGUACAGGCAGCCCACGAGAGCAGGUGUGUGUUCCACAGAGUGAGCUACAGUCCUGCUUUCCACAAUAACUUGCAUAUGAGAUGACCCCACCUUAAUGCCUGUGUUCAGAAUUUCCCAGUUUCAUAUGUGCAGUAUGCCUGUGAUGCUAAAUUACCACCCUGUGAUAAUUGAAUAAUCUGGUGAACUGAGAUAUCUGCAUUGGAGCCAGUUGAUUGUGUAUCUGAACAUCCUGAGUUUCAAAAGAUGGUCUCAAUCAGUGUCUCAAACACUCUGUUCAAACUACAGAAAGCCCAUUUAACAUAAUGAUAAAUUUGGAGAGUUGUACUCGAAGGAGGCAUGUGUUUGAGUAUCGUCAUGGCUAUUGUCACACAUUAUUUUGAACUUUUGACAGGUGCAGUCUCAGUGUCAUGGGCAAAGCAGAAUCUAUAUUGGAAGUAGAAUAAGGAGGUGCGAGUGUAACUGUGAGACAGCAUUGUGAGGAUCUUUAAAGGGGAAUGAUUUGAGAAAAGGUGCUAAUUGGAGGGGUUUGAGGAAAGGUUAUAGUGUUGAAGGAGAUGGGCUGUUGUUGAAUGGGAGAGGUGCUAAUGAACAUGGAGGUGAAGAGGAGGAUGGUUAAUGUAGAGCUGGGAUGAAGAAAGGCUUAAAAAAAGCAGAACAGUAUACUUUGUAGUAAAGAUGAAUUUGGUUGGGAGGGUUCCAAAAACAGGUGGUAAUUUGGUAUGGUGGAGAUCAGGGAGGGGACAGUCCUUGGAGUUUGGGAAUUGUACUUGAAUAAGUGCAUUGAAACAAUAAUUAUAACUUUAUUAUUAAUCAGAUAGUUCUUGCACACUGCUAUGAUUCUAAAUUAAGUGAAACAAAUGCUAGUACAAUGAAAUCUAUCCAUGCAUCAGGAAUAGACUUGUAAUUAAUAUUGACAUGAUAUUAAAUGCUUUUGCUAAAAAAAACCAAAACGUUUACUAUACACUUAGUUUUACUUUUUAAAUCCUAACUAAACUUUAAUGUUUUACACUUAAAAUCUUUUACUCUACUUUUCCCUUUUGCUUCCUUCUUUCUAUAGUCCAUUUUGGAGGAGGGGGCAACAUUCUUUUGGCUGUAAACGGCUUACAAAGGCAUGUUGAAAGUCAGGAUUGUGUAGCUUGAAGUCACAUAACAUGAAAAUUGCACAGCAAUCUUAAAAGUGCUUCCUGAUGACAAUCCCCCCAACUUUUCUCAAGCACCUUAAUGGUGCCUGUACAAAUAAAUCAAUCUGUGGCAUUCCAAGAAUAAAAUGGUGUGUCUGUUGCCAAAGGCACAUUUCACUGUGGUGUUGUCAGUUGUGGCAAAGAAUUUAAUAAGAGAAUUAUAUUGGGAGGAAUUUUGUAAACAUCUGCUAGAGGGUCAACAACCUAAAGCAUUAACUCUUGUGCUGUCCACAAAUGCUGCCUGCCAUGCUGUGUUUCCAGCAUUUCUGUUUUAAUUUCAUUUUAUGAAGUCUAAAAUCACUCAUUUUGUUUCUGACCCUGAUUUUUUUGACAAUAGGUUGCCCCUUUUAGAUGAACUAAGAUAUUUAAGGUUGAACAGGUAAUUUAAAAUUGUUGACAUUUAUGACCAGAUUGUUUGAUGUAGAAGUUUGUAAGUUGUUAUUCACAAGGUUCUGCUGACCAUUACCUGUGAGCAUUGUUGAAGUUACAGAGCUAAUUUUUAGGUGACAAUCGACAAAUUUAAAGCUGUGUAAUUUGGUGGGUUCACAGAUUGGACCUUUGUUUAUUUGAUUUGAAAAGGCUGUAGAUCCCAACACAAUCUCUUGUUGGCCAGAACCUUUUCAAGAGUGAAAAUAAAAUGCAGAUUGCAUUA
This is a messenger RNA of Rhincodon typus (whale shark), 6663 nucleotides long. RefSeq names its product DnaJ (Hsp40) homolog, subfamily C, member 14 (gene dnajc14). NCBI's taxonomy places the organism in Eukaryota, Metazoa, Chordata, Chondrichthyes, Orectolobiformes, Rhincodontidae. The coding region runs from base 992 to 3514 and encodes 840 amino acids. The record is from RefSeq and is a predicted model, not a curated record. Gene Ontology annotation, molecular function: dopamine receptor binding. The transcript has 9 exons.